Messenger RNA from Pistacia vera, 776 nucleotides. Its product is annotated as NAD(P)H-quinone oxidoreductase subunit L, chloroplastic. Gene Ontology annotation, molecular function: oxidoreductase activity, acting on NAD(P)H, quinone or similar compound as acceptor. NCBI's taxonomy places the organism in Eukaryota, Viridiplantae, Streptophyta, Magnoliopsida, Sapindales, Anacardiaceae. Bases 83 to 616 code for a protein of 177 amino acids. The transcript has 5 exons. The record is from RefSeq and is a predicted model, not a curated record.
UUCUAUGCCAUGAAACCAAAUUCAAAGAUAAGAAAAAAAACGAAUCAAACACAAACAAAAGCAGAUAGAGUAGAGCUCUGAAAUGAGCUGCUCAUUCAGCCUCCAAUCUCUCAAGGCUUUGCCAUCUCUUUCCUCUACUCAAUGCAGAAGAAGAACAAAACCAUCUCCUCUCUCCAUUACAUCUCUACAAAAAUCAACCAACCCCAUCAAGAUUAAUAAGAAACUUCUUUCGAGCUUACCCCAGAAGGCAUUUCACUUCUUAGAUGAGAAAAAAUCUGGAUUGGCAGUUCAACUUGGAGCUAUACUUUUGGCUACUUUUGAGCAGCCAGCAAUUGCAGUAACUGGAGAGAAUAAUUAUGAUGUAGAUUUGGUCACAGUUAUAAUAAAACUUGGAAUUAUUGCAGUUUGGUACUUCCUUAUCAUGCCGCCAAUUAUAAUGAACUGGCUUAGAGUAAGAUGGUAUAAGAGAAAGCUACUGGAAAUGUAUUUGCAAUUCAUGUUUGUCUUCCUGUUCUUCCCAGGGCUACUGAUUUGGGCACCAUUUCUCAACUUUAGGAGACUUCCAAGAGAUCCAUCAAUGAAAUAUCCAUGGUCUACACCUGAAGAUCCUUCAUAAGUUAAAAAUUAUUAUUCGAAGUUUCCCUUUGCCGAACCUGAAGAUUAUGAAUAAAAAUUAAUUGUACUAUCAAAAUCUUGAGUUUCAUAUAUUGAAUGUAAAGACAUGCUUAUUUUAGUCACAAUAAUUACUUGAAAUAGAGAUCAAAGAUUGACACAAA